Nycticebus coucang (slow loris) is the source of this 7017-nucleotide messenger RNA. RefSeq names its product myosin XVI (gene MYO16). Gene Ontology annotation, biological process: negative regulation of G1/S transition of mitotic cell cycle; neuron projection morphogenesis; phosphatidylinositol 3-kinase/protein kinase B signal transduction. The transcript is spliced from 35 exons. The coding region runs from base 153 to 5693 and encodes 1846 amino acids. Gene Ontology annotation, molecular function: ATP binding; actin filament binding; cytoskeletal motor activity. NCBI's taxonomy places the organism in Eukaryota, Metazoa, Chordata, Mammalia, Primates, Lorisidae. The record is from RefSeq and is a predicted model, not a curated record. Gene Ontology annotation, cellular component: nucleoplasm; myosin complex; perinuclear region of cytoplasm.
GCCCCGCGCGCAGAGGAACCGCUGCCCGGGUCUCAGUCUCAGCGCCGGGCUGGUGCCCAAGCCAAGCGCGGCCCAUCGCUGCGCUCCCGGCUCCCGUGGACCCUUCACCAUCAGGUUGCUUUCAGCUAUGUAACGUGUUCCGAUCCCAUGAAAUGGAAAUCGACCAGUGCCUGCUGGAGUCGCUGCCCCUGGGCCAGCGGCAGCGGCUGGUGAAGCGCAUGCGCGGCGAGCAAGUCAAAGCCUACUACGAGCGCGAGAGGGCGCUCCCGAGACACGAGGCGCUGCUGCGCAGGCGCAGGCCCGCCCGGAGCCCGCGAGUGCGCUUCAGCCGGGCAGACAUGAUUCAGGACGCCAUCAUCCACCGCCACGACAAAGAAGUGCUUCGGCUCCUGAAGGAGGGGGCAGAUCCUCACACGCUCAUUUCCUCCGGAGGGUCCUUACUCCAUCUGUGUGCUCGGUAUGACAAUGCCUUCAUUGCAGAGAUUCUGAUUGACAGAGGAGUCAAUGUCAACCACCAGGAUGAAGACUUCUGGACACCAAUGCACAUUGCAUGUGCAUGCGAUAACCCCGACGUCGUCCUGCUUCUGGUGUUAGCUGGAGCCAAUGUCCUCCUCCAGGAUGUUAAUGGGAAUAUUCCACUGGACUAUGCUGUGGAGGGGACCGAAUCCAGCUCUAUCCUGCUGACGUAUCUGGAUGAGAAUGGAGUGGAUCUGACCUCGCUUCACCAGAUGAAGCUCCAGAGACCCAUGAGUAUGUUAACAGAUGUCAGACACUUCUUAUCGUCUGGAGGAAAUGUUAAUGAGAAAAAUGAUGAAGGAGUAACUCUGUUACACAUGGCGUGUGCAAGUGGCUACAAGGAGGUGGUCUCUCUUAUCCUGGAGCACGGUGGAGACCUCAAUAUUGCAGAUGACCAGUACUGGACUCCCCUUCACUUAGCAGCCAAGUAUGGCCAGACAAACCUGGUGAAACUUCUGCUGAUGCAUCAGGCAAACCCAAACCUCGUGAACUGUAAUGAAGAGAAGCCGUCAGAUAUUGCCGCAUCUGACUUUAUUGAAGAAAUGCUGCUGAAAGCUGAGGUCGCCUGGGAAGAAAAAAGGAAAGAGCCUUUACCUGUUCCCACCUUGGCACCCGAGGAGCCCUAUGAAGAGAUCUUUCACAACCUCCCAGCUCUCUCCAGUAAGCUUAGUCCCCUGGUGUUACCAAUUGCCAAGCAAGACAGUUUGUUGGAAAAAGACAUUAUGUUCAAAGAUGCAACCAAAGGUCCCUGUCAGCAGCAGCCCCCGGACGGCGCACCGGAGAGCCCCCCAGUGAGCAGCUCCACCAGGCCUGAGCAGGUCAAGCUGAUGCCGCCUGCUCCCAACGAUGACCUGGCGACCCUCAGUGAGCUCAAUGAUGGCAGCCUGCUUUAUGAGAUUCAGAAGCGCUUCGGGAAUAAUCAGAUACAUACUUUUAUUGGGGACAUCCUCUUGCUUGUUAAUCCAUUCAAGGAGCUUCCCAUUUACUCUCCCAUGGUCUCCCAGCUGUACUUCAGCACCUCAGGGAAGCUGCACUCCUCCCUGCCCCCCCACCUCUUCUCCUGUGCAGAGCGAGCUUUCCAUCGGCUCUUCCAGGAGCUGCGGCCUCAGUGUUUCAUUCUCAGUGGAGAAAGAGGAUCGGGAAAGACUGAAGCUGGCAAGCAGAUAAUGAGACACCUCACCUGUAGGUCUGGCUCCAGCAGGACCAUACUGGAAUCCAGAUUCAAACAUGUCAUGUGCAUCUUAGAAGCCUUUGGACAUGCCAAGACAACACUUAAUGACUUGUCCAGUUGCUUCAUAAAGUAUUUUGAACUGCAGUUCUGUGAGAGGACCAGACAUAUAACUGGAGCCAGAAUUUAUACGUAUAUGCUAGAGAAAUCCAGACUCAUCUCACAGCCUCUUGGCCAGAGCAAUUUUCUCAUUUUCUACUUGUUAAUGGAUGGGUUAUCUGCUGAAGAAAAAUAUGGACUUCACCUUAAUAACGUGUGUGCACACCGGUAUUUGAACCAGACCAUGCGGGAAGAUAUAUUAACAGCAGAGCAGUCCCUGAACAGGGAGAAAUUAGCUGUUUUGAAACAAGCCCUAAAUAUAGUUGGUUUCAGCAAUUUGGAAGUAGAGAACCUGUUUGUAAUUCUAGCAGCAAUAUUACACAUCGGAGACAUCAGGUUUACUGCCCUGACUGACACCGACUCUGCCUUUGUCUCUGACCUCCAGCUUCUAGAGCAAGUGGCUGGAAUGUUACAAGUAUCAGCAGAUGAACUGGCUUCUGCCUUAACAACUGAUAUCCAAUAUUUUAAAGGCGACAUGCUCAUACGACGGCACACUGUACGGAUUGCUGAGUUUUACCGAGACCUCUUGGCCAAAUCCCUGUACAGUCGUCUGUUCAGCUUUCUGGUGAAUACUGUGAACUGCUGUCUGCACAGUCAGGAUGAACACAGCAGCAUGCAGACAUUGGAUAUUGGAAUAUUGGAUAUCUUUGGUUUUGAAGAAUUUCAAAAGAAUGAAUUUGAACAACUCUGUGUCAACAUGACCAAUGAGAAGAUGCACCAUUAUAUCAAUGAAGUGCUUUUUCUACACGAGCAAGCAGAGUGUAUACAAGAGGGAGUUGCCAUGGAAACAGCAUAUUCUCCUGGUAACCAGACUGGAGUUUUGGAUUUUUUUUUCCAGAAGCCAUCUGGAUUUCUGUCUUUAUUGGAUGAAGAAAGCCAAAUGAUUUGGCCAAUGGAAACAAACCUCCCCAAAAAGCUGCAAAGCCUCCUGGAAUCAUCAAACACAAAUGCAGUCUACUCCCCCAUGAAGGACGGGAACGGGAACGUUGCCCUCAGAGAUCAAAGCACGGCGUUCACCAUCAUGCACUAUGCGGGAAGGGUAAUGUAUGACAUUGUUGGAGCAAUUGAAAAAAAUAAAGACUCCCUUUCACAGAAUCUGCUAUUUGUAAUGAAAACUAGUGAAAAUGUCGUGAUCAAUCAUUUGUUCCAGUCGAAAUUGUCACAAACAGGAUCCCUCAUAUCUUCCUACCCUUCCCUUAAAUUCCGAGGACAUAGAUCUGCCCUGCUCAGUAAGAAAAUGACAGCUUCUUCAAUUAUCGGAGAAAACAAGAAUUACCUAGAACUUAGUAAGUUAUUAAAAAAGAAAGGGACUUCCACAUUUCUUCAAAGACUGGAACGCGGGGAACCAGUAACCAUUGCGUCACAGCUCCGGAAAUCACUGGUGGAUAUUACUGGGAAACUUCAAAAGUGCACUCCGCAUUUUAUUCAUUGCAUCAGGCCCAACAACUCAAAGCUGCCAGAUACUUUCGAUAAUUUUUAUGUGUCUGCUCAGCUACAAUACAUUGGGGUUCUGGAGAUGGUGAAGCUCUUCCGGUAUGGAUACCCCGUACGCCUUCCCUUCUCGGAUUUCCUGUCAAGAUACAAGCCAUUGGCUGUGACAUCGCUGUGUGAGAAGACGGAGCAGUCUGCCGAGGAGAGAUGUCGGCUUGUCCUCCAGCAGUGUGAAUUACAAGGCUGGCAGAUGGGAGUCCGAAAAGUGUUUCUAAAAUACUGGCAUGCUGACCAGCUCAAUGAUUUGUGUCUACAGUUGCAGAGAAAAAUUAUAACCUGCCAAAAAGUUAUCAGAGGGUUCUUAGCCCGCCAGCACCUGCUUCAGAGGAUGAGCGUCACACUGCAAGAGGUCACCUCCAUCAACAGCUUCUUGCAGCACACGGAGGACAUGGGGCUGAGAACCUAUGACGCCCUGGUCAUCCAGAAUGCUUCAGACAUUGCCCGGGAAAACGACAGGCUCCGUGAUGAAAUGAAUGCCACCUCCCACAAGGAGAAGUCCGAGGGCAGGAGCAAGCAGGAGGAAGGGCCCAGGAGAGCCGAAGACCAGGGUGGCCCCCGGAACUCCCAUUCCAGCCCCAUCAUGCUCUCCCUGGCCGUGGACGCUCUGGGCCCUUCCAUCUGGUCUCCCUCACUGCACGCCGUGUUCAGCAUGGAUGACGGCAGCAGCCUCCCGUCACCAAGGAAGCAGCCUCCACCCAAGCCCAAGAGGGACCCUAACACCCGACUGAGUGCCUCCUAUGAGGCCGUGAGUGCCUGCCUCUCCGCAGCGGCCAAGGAGGCUGCCCAGGAAGCUCUGACCCGGCCCAGGCCUCACAGCGACGACUACAGCGCCGUGAAGAAGAUCCCUCCCCGGAAGCCCAAGCGCAGUCCGGACACCAAGCUGAGCGGCUCCUACGAGGAGAUCCCGGGGCCUCCCCGGCGCGCCCCGUGCCCUGCCGCGCCGCAGGCCGCCACGGACGAGGCCGAGCCCGUGUACAUCGAGAUGCUGGGCCACGCGGGUCGGCCCGGCGGACCCGAGCCGGAGAGCCCCGACCAGGGCGAGGCGGUGUACGAGGAGAUGACCUUCCUCCCUGCCGAGGACGCGGGUCCGGCCACCGUCUGCCGCGCGCCCGCGUCGCCGCCCCUGUGGCUGGACAGUCGGAGACCCGCGCCCCUAGAGGAUGGGGCGCCCGGUGGCCUGGCCGCGGGGCCCUUCGGGGACGCGUGCGACAUCCCAGCGCCUUUCCCCAACCUGCUGCCGCACCGGCCCCCGCUUCUGGUGUUCCCCCCGACGCCCGCCACCUGCUCCCCGGCCUCAGACGAGUCUCCUCUGACGCCCCUGGAGGUGAAAAAGCUGCCGGUCCUGGAGACCAACCUCAAAUACCCAGUCCAGCCCGAGGGUUCCAGCCCCUUGUCUCCACAGUAUCCCAAAAACCCGAAGGGGGACGGUGGCAGGCCCGCGUCCCCAGGCUCCGCGACGUUUAACGGGCCCAGCAGAAUCUCCCCACCGCCCACGCCCCCGCCUCCCCCGCGGCCGCCUCCGGGGCCGCCUCUUGCCUCCCACCUGCCGUCCACGCUUUUCUCCUUCCCGCCGGAGAUGGUUGUGCUUCACACAGGAAAAGCGACGGCAAACGCGGAUCUGUCCAAAACCCACCAAAAGCCAAACUCUGCCCCGGUGGCUGGUCCGUGCAGCACCUUCGCCAAGAUCCCACAUUCCCCGGGGAAAGCUGCCAGGGCCGAGCCCAGGAAGGCGAGCGUCCCGGCCGGCUCCCGGGCGCCCUACAGCCCCCCAAGCUCCAGGCCUCUCAACAGCCCCCUGGACGAGCUCACCAGCCUCUUUAAUUCGGGAAGGAGCGUGCUUCGGAAGUCCGCUGUGGGAAGGAAAAUCAGGGAAGCCGAAGGUUUCGAAACUAACAUGAACCUAACUAGCAGGGAUGAUCCCCGUACAUCAGAAGUCGCUUCAGAGACUCAAGAUAGGAACGCAAAUAACCAUGGAAUUCAAUUAUCUAAUUCACUAUCAAGUGCCAUAACUGCUGAAAAUGGAAAUUCCGUCUCCAAUGGUUUACCUGAAGAAGAAGGAUACCCAAGGCUGUCUCUGGGGGGCACAGCGGUGUCAUCUUUUCAGAGCCACAGGGAGAGCCACACCACUCAGGUCAUCCACCAGCUGAGGCUCUCUGAGAACGAAGGCGUGGCCCUGCAGGAGCUGCUGGACUGGAGGCGGCAGCUCUGCGAGGAGAGGCAAGGCUGGCAGCCGCUCCUGCGCCGCGCUGAGCCCAGGGCAGCGCCCCCACCUCCCUGCAAGAAGCCUGCGGUGCUGAAGAAGCCCGAGGGGGCCGCCUGCAACCGGCUGCCUUCUGAGCUCUGGGAUAGCGGCGUGUGAUGGGGCCUGAACUGCAGACUCGCCAAAUAAAGCUGCCCCCUGACUCCAGGCCGCUGCUCAGAAGGCUGCCUCUGACACCGGCUGGGUCCUCCUCCACACGCGGACCCAAAAAAAGCACAGGACGCUGCCGCCAAGUACAAGAGUCCCCCUGUGUGCUGUGUGUGUGCGUGUGUUCUUUCUUAUCCAUUUUGUGGUGAUACACUGACUUUCAGGCUCCACGUUUAUAGGGCCGGUCUACUCCUAGGUAGCACGAGAAGGCCUGGGAACAGUGUGGCCAGGGUGAGGGAGGCCAGAAGGGCCGUCCAUACCCAAGCCUGGGGACAGUGUGGCCAGGGUGAGGGAGGCCAGAGGGGCCGUCCAUACCCAAGCCUGGGGACGGUGUGGCCAGGGUGAGGGAGGCCAGAGGGGCCGUCCAUACCCAAGCCUGGAGACAGUGUGGCCAGGGUGAGGGAGGCCAGAGCGGCGGUCCAUACCCAAGCCUGGGGACAGUGUGGCCAGGGUGAGGGAGGCCAGAGGGGCCGUCCACAUAUACUCUGUACAGUUGUUUUUAUAGAGCUCAACAAUAUGUUUAUUGUACUUCCAAUGGUUUUAUUAUAAUACAGUAUAUGAGACAUAUAUUUUAUUUCUUUGUAGGUGUUUGUGUUUUACUGGAGUUACAUACCCGAUCAUUAUUUACAUGUUUAUGACUGUAUUUUAAAAUGUUAUGCAACUGGUGCUGCUCCCUUUCUUCAAAAUACAAAUUUUUAAAACUCAUUACUAUUUUCUUUUUCCUCUACACGUUUUCCUUUAACUGAAGGCACCUAAAAAUCUCGAGACUGUUGUUCAGCUUCGCCAUUGUUAACCCUUGCUCAGUGUGGACCAAGCCCCAUGUUUUAGAUUUUAUUCUUCAGUUAGGAGGAAGUUCUUUGUCCUGUAUUUCUGGAUGGGUGGACUGUCUGCUGUUUUAGUUAACUUCGCCUUCCAACUUCACCGUAGGUCGCAGGAAUUCACGCAGCACUCGGUUAAACACGAGCAGCUGCAGAUUCAUCGCUAGUGUGUGAGAUGGUCAUAUUUGUUCAAAGGUCUGAACAGUGCAAGUAUAUACGCUGAGAUUUACCAGUCUGAGCAGUAAAGGCUGUAUCACAGACGGCCGUCCUCUGGGAGUUAUGCUGCAUGACUCGCUCGUUGUAUGUCCGGACCCCCCUGUAAUGCACGGCCUCUCCCACUGAGCUUCCCCGGCUGUGGGGAAGUUCUGAGCAGCCCCACCCCCACCCCGUUCCCGGCCACUGUGUCUGCUACUUGGAACUCUUUAUUUAGAUCAGCCCUGGAAAAGUUACUGUGCCAA